Messenger RNA from Brassica rapa (field mustard), 615 nucleotides. RefSeq lists its product as uncharacterized. NCBI's taxonomy places the organism in Eukaryota, Viridiplantae, Streptophyta, Magnoliopsida, Brassicales, Brassicaceae. The record is from RefSeq and is a predicted model, not a curated record.
AUGUUGGACUGUCAUCCUUCUUCGGUUCCCAUGAUUCCUAAUCUCAAACUUUCCAAGACAAAGGGUGAGCUUCUUGAUACCCCUGAACGCUAUCGAAGACUGGUUGGCCGAUUGAUGUAUUUGACCAUCACACAUCCUGACAUUACGUUUGCUGUUAACAAGCUUUGCCAGUAUUCCUCUGCUCCGCACUUACCUCAUCUUCGUGCGGUAUACAAAGUUCUUGACUACAUUAAAGGAACUGUUGGUCAUGGAUUGUUUUACUCCGCUGAAGAGGACCUUACAUUAAAGGGAUUUGCGGAUGCAGAUUGGGCAUCUUGUCAAGACAGUAGAUGUUCAACGAUUGGUUUUACCAUGUUCAUUGGUUCUUCCUUGAUAUCAUGGAGAUCUAAGAAGAAACCAACAAUCUCACGCUCUUCCGCAGAGGCUGAAUACAGAGCUUUGGCUCUCGCUACUUGUGAGAUGAUGUGGUUAUGUCAGUUACUUCGUGACUUACGCAUCUAUCGUCUACCUAUCCCGGUGCUCUAUUCGGAUAGUACAUCUGCUAUAUACAUUGCCACUAAUCAUGUCUUUUCCAAACAGACUAAACACAUUGAACUUGAUUGCCAUACAGUCUAG